Messenger RNA from Megalops cyprinoides (Indo-Pacific tarpon), 2003 nucleotides. RefSeq names its product ADP-ribosylation factor-like protein 4C. Lineage: Eukaryota; Metazoa; Chordata; Actinopteri; Elopiformes; Megalopidae. The transcript has a single exon. The coding region runs from base 709 to 1287 and encodes 192 amino acids. Gene Ontology annotation, molecular function: GTPase activity; GTP binding. Gene Ontology annotation, biological process: intracellular protein transport; endocytic recycling. Gene Ontology annotation, cellular component: cytoplasm. The record is from RefSeq and is a predicted model, not a curated record.
UUCUGUCAGCAGCCGGGCUUCGACCGCGGUGUGAAUCCAGCGUCAGCAGGAGACUGCGGUUCCCUGACGACAACUGAAAUGACAAAAUUUACCACGAUCUAACAAGUAAGAGAACUCCGUAUUCGGAAUUAAUUGCGAAGCGGGGAACGUUGUAUCGUCACGGAGCUUACGAUGGAUUGUAUUUUACCGUAAUUUCAUACCGCGUCUCAAUGUUGACUGCCAACGUGCUGACUGGACCGGUAGACCGCUUCGCCCUCCCACUGAAGAAGCUACAGGCGAUUAAAAGGAGAGCACAGCUCUGUACGACCGCAACAUUUUCAUCACUGUAUAAACGAGUUAGCCAGCCGCUGUAUACAAUAUUUAUUCGUAGCAAGAUUGGAUCUUAACUGGUUUGUGCGGGAGGUGCAAACGCAGACCGCUCCACUGCGUUUCCAGUGAUCCCCCCAUCACAGCUGCAGAGGAGGGAGAGGUUUCGUUCCGCAAAACUGCACCAUGGGACCGGUCCACUGAAUUUGUCAUUCAGCGAUUUUCUACGGGCACCGAAUUUAUUCCAGCAGUCACAGAAACUGGCUUCCAGUAAAUAUCCGACAAGUGGAUCUAACGUCGAAUGUUGUGAAAUUACAGCCAUUCGUUUGCACGUGAUAUUACUUCUUGCUCUACACGUGAUAUUCUGUCGGAGACGGUUUAUGAUCAAACGGUCUAUACACAAUGGGAAACAGCUUUUCCAAUAUAUCUGCUUUUCAGUCCCUUCAUAUUGUCAUGCUAGGGUUGGACUCCGCUGGUAAGACUACCGUUCUUUACCGACUGAAAUUCAACGAGUUUGUAAACACGGUGCCCACAAUAGGCUUUAACACAGAGAAGAUUAAGCUGAGUAAUGGUACCGCAAAGGGUAUCAGCUGUCACUUCUGGGACGUCGGCGGACAGGAGAAACUCCGACCUUUGUGGAAAUCAUACAGCCGUUGCACGGAUGGUAUUAUUUACGUGGUGGAUUCGGUGGACGUGGAUAGACUAGAAGAGGCCAAAACGGAAUUGCACAAAGUCACCAAAUUCGCAGAGAACCAGGGGACCCCACUUUUGGUGAUUGCCAACAAGCAAGAUCUUCCCAAAUCCCUUUCCGUUGCUGAUAUUGAAAAACAGCUGGCACUUCAAGAGCUUGGUCCGUCCACCACAUAUCACGUCCAACCAGCCUGUGCCAUAAUUGGCGAGGGCCUUCACGAGGGUAUGGACAAAUUAUACGAAAUGAUUGUUAAACGGAGAAAAUCUUUAAAACAAAAGAAGAAGCGAUAACGACACUCCUCGCCUUGCCACCCGGGAGUACCAUAACUCUGGUUUUCGGAUAAUGCCACUGUUGCCCCAAACGAAAUGUUUACUUUGCAGUGACGCGUUUUCGUUUCAUUUGGUUUGACGGAAGUUUUUGCUACUGUAUACCCUCUGUAGUAUGCUGCAUUGCACGCAAGAAGAUGCUUUAGAGGGUGCUGGAUGUUCCACCGAAGUAAACCAAAACCUGCAUUGAGUAGUCUUAAAAAUAAUCGAAAAAAAAUGGGCUGGGCCCAGUCUGUUGCUGCUCUAUUCUUGAUUCUAUAUUAUGUAGCCGAACAAUGUUUAGUUUAUAAGUACUCAUAUAACACUGUGACGGUCAUUGGACAUUCCUUAUUGCUGAUCUUCACUAGAAAUGAGUAGAAGUUUUUCGGACGUUGACAAUACUGAAGUACAUUUUACUCUAUCGCAGUUUCAUAGGGAUGAGUGAUGCCAUGGAAACGUGCACGUUUGUGUUCCACCAGAUUCAGGUGACGGGCGAAAUGCAUUAAAAUUUUCUUUCGCCUAUAAAUUGGACUUACCUUGGAGAAGUACUGAAUUAUAUUAGUAUAGUGAGAAUUGCUCACCAGAAAUAUAUCUUGCUGGCAACAUAGUCCACAUCAGUUGCAAACUCUACUUUGCACUUUUUCCAAUAAAACAAUGAAGUCCUACACUGUAUAGCAAUGUGAGACUGUUUAUGUACAGUA